Ornithodoros turicata is the source of this 2066-nucleotide messenger RNA. RefSeq lists its product as uncharacterized. The record is from RefSeq and is a predicted model, not a curated record. The coding region runs from base 123 to 749 and encodes 208 amino acids. The transcript has 3 exons. NCBI's taxonomy places the organism in Eukaryota, Metazoa, Arthropoda, Arachnida, Ixodida, Argasidae.
UCUUCCAACGCGUGCUAUGUCCAAGUCAUAGCGGGUAGAACCUUGAUGUUGUUUCCCAUGCACAUUUAUUGUUGAGUCCUUAAGGGAAAAAGAAAAAAAAAGAGAGUGUGCCCUUGUGCAAGAUGCUGUCUGCUAUUAUCGUGUUUGCAGUUCUGUUCGCUGGUACAGCGAGUGAACAACAAACAGUAGCAGACCAAUUUAUUGAAGACGUCCUCGCGUACAAGUUGCCUGAGAAGAUGGAAUCAAUGUCCUUGAACUCGAUUGCAAUCCAGCAGUUGACGGUGCACGUGAAUGCUCUGAGCGAGAAGAUUCCAGAGAGAGACAUUAUUCUGCGGAACGGCAGAAUCGACAACAUGGCGCGGGAGGUUCGCCGCCACGCUAAAUGCCGGCCUACUGGUGCCGAUUCGAUGGACUGUUUCGUAACAAUAGAUGGCACUGUAAUCACAUUUCAAGGCAUCGAGAGGAACCGAGUGAAUGUCGACUUUGAGAUAAAGGUAUCUCACAGCGUCAUCGAUAUCACCGUCGUUAGAGGAGAAGAUGGUAAAGCAACGUUGAAGAGCUUCAACGUCCAGGCAGUCUAUCCGUGGGUUUACAAACCAGUCGAGUUCUCUGCCCUCAGCGAACAAGACAUCAUGUUAGAAAGCAACAUGAAGGAUUUGAUGCGAGAAGUUAUCCGGGGCGUCAUAGAGAAUCAACUCAUGCGGGCCUUGAAGGCCGCCCUAGAAGCCAAGACAUUUCCCGCGCUCUGACGCUGUCGUCUUCAUUUCAGACCAGUGUUCUAUACGCAACGCUGUUGCAGUAAUCGAUACUUUUUUCCGGUAUCGGAGUGCGGAUCGGGACACUUUUUUAAAUCGGUAUCGGAAAAGCAUUUCCGUCACAAAUUUAUCGUAACGCGAUCUCCGUAUCGUUAUCGAUACUUUUUUAGUGCCCCCAUCCUUUCUUCGCUGGUCCACCUAGUGCUCCACAAUAAACCUGUGGAAACACCAACGUACUCCGUAUCGGGAAUUAAAUCAAAAUAUGUUUUUUUUUUUUCAUCGUGUAUUCCAAAUGGAAGUCGCGUUGCACAUAUCUCACUUCUAUAGUUGAUCAUACGUUCGUGGCACAUAUUCCCAGCAAUGCGUUCCUCUCUCAUAGGUGGCGCUUGCUGAGGUCCAUGUACAAACACUGAAAAGUUACCAUGUACCGAAAACUGAGCUUAGAACGUCGUAAAAGCGUUCGUUGCUCAACAGAAAAAUUGAAAGGUUACCGAAGUGCGUGUUGCGAGAAACUACAGGGUGUUCAAAAUUAAGCUUUCACGAGCGCUACGCAAACACAGCGAUGACAGGAAACCGGAUGAUAACUUUACGCUACUUGUGUAAGAAACAGGUGCUGUUAAUUAUGUAGCACCUGUUUCUUACUCAAGGAACAGAGAAAUAGCACCAGUUUUCUUUUGUUCGCCUAUUUAUAGAGUGCUGGUGAAAGCUUAAUUUUGAACACCCUGUAUAUACGCAAUAUUCUAUUUUACCGCGUUAAACAGGAGUGAGCCGUUUAUUCGCAUGGUGAAAAUAAUUACUACCGAAACCCUAGACACGUUUCGACUACCCUUGUUGCCAUUUUGUAGAGGAGAAAGAGCGAAAUGUAGGAUUCUGCAUUGCGGGCAAGUAUGACGCAAACAUUCAUCCUUCUUAAUUGGAAACGUGAUACCUGACAAAUUUGCGCCGGAAAGAGCAAUUGCGUAAGACUUUUCGAAUGUUAAGUUCGUCAAUUCCACGUCCGAAUAAUGUCUGUGAUGAAAACUGUCUGCGCAUCUAAUCGAGAGGAUGAAAGAGUAGUUUAAAAUGAAGAAGAACACGUCUCUUUUCCAUGGGGUGUACCGUUAAUACGGGUUGGAAAACAACUUAUCUCGCCGCGGAUAACAGCGAUCUAUCAUUACCGAGUAGUUUAGAUUGUAUACAUGUUAGUCUGCUUUGACAGACUUUCACAGUGAAAUGAAACAUUUUCCGUAUUGGAUUCCGCAUCAAGUCUGAUGGUUCCGUAAUGGUAAGUCAUAUCUGGCAUUUACUUCCAAUAGGCCUCCAACCAUGAGU